AUGGCCCUGCCAACAGAGCUUAUUUACCAAAUCAUUCGCGACAUUAUCAACACACCCGCAGUCUUCAUCUUCGACAUCGAUUUUGGCAAAGAUCCCCAUCCACCACUCCUCCCACAGAGCUGCCAUAUCCGUUUCCGACCUGUCGGCAUCACUGUACCCACCGUGGGCCCGGACGCCAUCGUGCGCUUUAACCCGCGGCAGCACAUCAUUUGCCUGCACCGAACCGGGUCCACUAUAAAUCAAAUCCAUGCAACCCCUGGACCUCCUUCCAGUGCAAGCUAUUUCAGAUCAUGGGUCAAGAGAGAUUCCGACCUGUUGACCGAUCUCAACUUCGACAUCGUCCAUCUCGCCUUCAUGAAUGGCUUAUAUAAUCUUUCUUGGCCAAAAUACUUCAUCACUCUCCACGAAAUCUUCCCCAGCCUACAGUGCGUAUACGGCGCAGUCGUUGAGUUGCCUCGGAAGCACCCUUCAGAACCGGUCGGUCUCGUCCGGCCUGUCCGCGACCCAGCCCAUACACUGUCACCUGUUUUCAUGUUUAUGACAAGGCGCGCCUGGCAGAUUGCGUGGCGAAGUUACUCCCGAGAUAUCUUGAGAUUGACGGGGGGGUGGACAGGUGCUCAUCAGGCUCCGCUUUUGGCUCUGGUCCGGAACUAUGAGGAGCUUGUCCUCAUUUGA
Messenger RNA from Diaporthe amygdali, 675 nucleotides. RefSeq lists its product as uncharacterized. Bases 1 to 675 code for a protein of 224 amino acids. The record is from RefSeq and is a predicted model, not a curated record. Lineage: Eukaryota; Fungi; Ascomycota; Sordariomycetes; Diaporthales; Diaporthaceae. The transcript has 2 exons.